AUGCAUUUGGAGAAGAAGGCUGACCUACAACAAAUACCACGAGAACACGAGACACAGGGGGUAUCAGCGGACGUUUUAGUGCUACCAAAAGAGACGGCAAAGCAGAGGAUGUCGAAGGUAUUGAAGGUUAUGAAGAAGAAACACGCUGAGCAAACAGAACGUUAUGCAAGUAAGAGCGAAGAGAAGCAGAGCGAAGAGAAGCAGAGCGAAGAGAAGCAGAGCGAAGAGAAGCAGAGCGAAGAGAAGCAGAGCGAAGAGACGCAGAGCAGAUUACCAAGGAUAGAGUUGUGGGUAAAUCGUGGUGGCCGUGAUCAGUCAUCUGAUCGCUCAACAGGCCUACCACCUGCGCGAUCGCGACGUGGCCGUGAUAUCAAGCUACCAGCCAAAUACAAGUAG
This is a messenger RNA of Pyrenophora tritici-repentis Pt-1C-BFP, 396 nucleotides long. The record is from RefSeq and is a predicted model, not a curated record. Lineage: Eukaryota; Fungi; Ascomycota; Dothideomycetes; Pleosporales; Pleosporaceae.